CUCUCCGACAGGCAUCAUUUCCACACCAGACAAAUCGUCCUCGUCGACCUCUGUCAAAAUGUCCACCGCCGAACUCGCUACCUCCUACGCGGCCCUCAUCCUUGCCGAUGACGGCGUCGACAUCACUGCCGACAAGCUCCAGACUUUGAUCAGUGCCGCAAAGGUCGAGGGUGUUGAGCCGAUAUGGACUACCCUUUUCGCCAAGGCUCUUGAGGGCAAGGACAUCAAGGAUCUCCUCCUGAACGUUGGCUCUGGCGGAGGUGCCGCACCCGCGGCCGCUGGUGGUGCUGCUGCAGGCGGUGCCGAGGCUGGUGGCGCCGCUGAGGAGAAGAAGGAGGAGAAGGAGGAGGAGAAGGAGGAGUCAGACGAGGACAUGGGCUUCGGUCUGUUCGACUAGAUAUCCUUCUUCGCCGUUUCCUUUCUCGUUUGCCUUUGUCGGGUUUUCAUCAACGGAUCAGCGGUCGGACCAAUGCAUAUUACCAUUCUCAGGCCCGGUCACCGGCUGUCCGUGGCGCUGUCUGCAUAAUCUGCUUCUGCGGAGGAUACAUCGGAGGCGUCAUGAGAUAUAUGAAUGGAAGGCAGGUUAUGAAUGAAAAGCGUCAAAAGUGCAUACACAUUCCGGCCACCCGGCUUGCUGUGGUGAUAUGAGUCGACAAGCUCUCUACAGACUCGGAAAUCAGGCCUCUAGCUAAUCUUGGCUCGGGGAUGCAUACGUUCUUGAUUACGGGCUUGAUAGCGGACUCUCACGACGCAUGUGUUGCAACACCGAUGCCUGUCGCGCGAGAUUUUACACCACUCCUUCGACCAGCACCGAC
Molecule: messenger RNA, 815 nt
Organism: Westerdykella ornata
Lineage: Eukaryota; Fungi; Ascomycota; Dothideomycetes; Pleosporales; Sporormiaceae
Product: ribosomal protein 60S
Exons: 4
Coding region: 59-397 (112 amino acids)
Biological process (GO): translational elongation; cytoplasmic translation
Cellular component (GO): cytosolic large ribosomal subunit; ribosome
Molecular function (GO): protein kinase activator activity; structural constituent of ribosome; ribonucleoprotein complex binding
Source: RefSeq, a predicted model, not a curated record